GCUCCUCCUCCCUGAAGCUACUUGCAGAUAUGAGAUAAGGUGGCUGUGCUCGUGCUCGAGCUCACCACCAAUCUCUCCUCGCCCACCUCUCCCAUCUCGGCCACCACCACCGAUCGCCCCUCGCGUGCAUGUCGCAGCCGGAGUAGCAUCGCAUGCGUGCAAUGCCGUCUCCUCCUCCUCAUGGCCCCAUGUCGCUGAUGGCCAGCCGGUGCUACUGCUGUUCGUCGCCGCCUUCGCCGUCGCCGAAGCAGCGGAGAGACGCCGAGAGCAAGCAGCAGCAGCAGCAGCACAUCCGCGGAGCGCGGCUGGCGGUGACGACGAGGAGGGCGCUGCUGGCCGCCGCCAUCGUCGUCGUGGGCUCCGGCACGGCGGGGCGCGCCAGGGCGACGGAGGAAGGCGGCGGCGGCGAGGGGGAGGGGGUGGUCGGGGCGAUCAAAUCGAUAUUUGACCCGAACGAGAGGACCAAGUCGGGGAAGGUGUUGCCCAAGGCGUACCUGAAGGCGGCGAGGGAGGUGGUGCGGACGCUCCGGGAGUCGCUGGGGGAGGACGACGGCGGCGACGUGGCCAAGUUCCGGCGAGGCGCCGACGCCGCCAAGGAGUCCAUCCGGGAGUUCCUCGGCGGCUGGCGAGGCCAGCAAGCCGUCGCUGCUGAGGAGUCAUACGUUGCGCUGGAGAAGGCCAUCAGAUCACUGGCGGAGUUCUACUCCAAGGCAGGGCCAUUCGCCUCGCUGCCCAAAGAUGUCAAGGACAAGAUCCUCGCCAACCUCAACACUGCAGACGCCUUUCUGUAGAGAUUUAUUUUCUUCUGUCAGAAAAAAAAAGUACUAUCUGCCAACAAUCAACGAGUGAUAAUUGCAUUGUAGCCAGCCUUCACUUUGCCUGCGAAAAGAUCAUUGGCAAAGACAGAAAAGAGCAGAUAGAACAUAUGAUUACAAGUAAAUGCUUUCCAGAGUGAUUAUAACCUUGC
Messenger RNA from Oryza sativa Japonica Group (Japanese rice), 967 nucleotides. RefSeq names its product photosystem II D1 precursor processing protein PSB27-H2, chloroplastic. NCBI's taxonomy places the organism in Eukaryota, Viridiplantae, Streptophyta, Magnoliopsida, Poales, Poaceae. Gene Ontology annotation, cellular component: chloroplast thylakoid lumen; photosystem II. The record is from RefSeq and is a predicted model, not a curated record. Gene Ontology annotation, biological process: photosystem II repair; photosystem II assembly.